Messenger RNA from Solanum stenotomum, 1114 nucleotides. RefSeq lists its product as uncharacterized. Lineage: Eukaryota; Viridiplantae; Streptophyta; Magnoliopsida; Solanales; Solanaceae. The transcript has 2 exons. The record is from RefSeq and is a predicted model, not a curated record. The coding region runs from base 266 to 994 and encodes 242 amino acids.
GGCAAAAAAAAUGAGACGGCGUUCAAAGACUAAUCGGCGUCGGCGUGUUGUGGAGAAGAAAAGGAGAAACAAUUUUUUUUCAAAGAUCUCAGUGAUGAACUGCUGAUCGAAAUACUUAUCAGAUUACCAAGCAGCAAAGAAGCAACUCUAUGCAAAUCCGUUUGCAAACGCUGAUGGUACGGACUUAUAUGUAUCUGAGUUUAGCCCGGAAAAUGUUUUUUCAAGACGGGUCAAUUCAGGGUUUCUCUAUUCGGAUCUCCCCCCUAUGAACUAUAUUAGUUUGAUAGAAUCAUGUGGUGACUUAAUUUUAUGUUCCGGAGGGACAUCUGAUCGUAUUGAUUAUUAUAUUGUUAAUGUUCUGGCCAAGCAGUGGUUUCUGCUUCCUCGGACUCCUCUAGAAAACAACACACAUUUUAUGAGUACUAGUGAAAGAGUUGGUUUCUUGAUUGAGCCUAGUUCUGUGGAUAAUGCUCCAUGCCAGUAUCUGGUGUUAAGGUUUAUUUCUUGGGGUGAUUCCAAGUUUAGUAUCCACGUGUUUUCGUCUAAGAAAGGUAACUGGACCAGAAUGGUUGUUACAUCUCCAAGGAAUUUGAAUAUGUUAACACGUAGGACUUCGAUUGUUGCCUGUGGAAGGAUGUUUUAUACAUUCACUUAUGAGAGAAAUGAUGUGGUUGACUGUGCUCUUGCAUUUGAUCCAUUCACUAAUGAUCCUGCUCAGUUUCUAUCUGUUAUUGAUUUCCCACCUGAGGCUCGUGAUAAACCUUGUUUGACUUGUAAAUUGGGGGUGUGUGGAGGUCGUCUACGGUUUGCUCAAAUAGUUCUCCUACCAAGUAGAUACCUUUACCCUUGUAUAAGUAUAUGGGAACUUGAGGAUGAUUACAGAACAGGGAAAUGGACAUUGGUGCACCAGAGAGUCCCUACUGACACAGUGUUUAGAGUCUCUACACUUGCCAUGCACAAAAUGGGUUUCUGUACUAACUUUUCACCCAUAUAAUGAGGAUCUUAUAUGUUUUCUUGUAGGCAAUGAUCAUAUCGUGUACAAUAUACAAACAGAUAAAGUGGAAAGCUCUACCCUCACUUCUCUAUUCAAGAAAUCACUAGAUGUUCAUGUGGU